UGUUAAGCUGUUAAGCUGUUUAUGCCACAAACAGUUUGAUCAUAAGUGCGAAAACAAAAACACACGAUAACAUUGUUGUCGCGAAAUGAGUGAGAACGAGGAUACCACAUUGCACAUGGAACUUAUUGAGUACGCAACAGUUUCCUGUCGCUUGCUGUUUAUACAGGAUGCUGCAACAUUCACCGAUUUCACGCCGGGCAAUGCAGACAACGAGCUAUCCACGAUGGAGCUGUGUGAGAUUCUAUUGAGAGACAUUUUGCCCAAGGUGCACAGCUAUCAGUUAACAGAAGCCGUUAAGAAGCGCUUGAAAUUACUCGAUCUGCAUCCGGGAUUUCGUAAAACCCCUGAAGGCUAUCAAUAUGUAUCAAAGAGCAAUGAGAGGCCAUUUACUUUAAAACUUGGACGCGAUUUCAAUUCAAUAGACAGGUUGCCUCGAUUGCUGUCUGCACAACCGAAGCGGCCGAAGGAGUUUCAAUUAAAUGCGACGGACGACUCACACACAAUGCUCGUGGAGCAGCAUGUAGUGUCAUUCGUAAUGCCCAAAUUCCAAUUAAGCCAGGAUCUUGCUGCUCUGCUCUCGGCCUUCAUAUCAACCGAUAUGGAAUUGUCCUGCGCUCAACUGCAUAGUGUGCCAGAGAUCCAGCGGCGUUUGCGACGAGCCAAGCAAUCCUUUGAGGAUACGGCUAAUGUGCUGCCACUUCGAAAAAAUCUCGACAUGAUCGUUGAUUAUGUGAUCAUUUUUGAGAAACUUAAAAAGAAACUUUGUAAUGUAUUGUCACACGCUUAAAGCUAUAAGAACAAGACUCGAUUUUAAUAGUUUAUAAAGAAAAUAGAUUAUUUUAAGUUAUCUUUAAUUAACGCUAACGGACAGACUUCUUCUUCCGCCUGCUACGUUCAUCGCUCAACAGGUAAACGAGGUAUUGUGAUCGGGCUCUCACACUCUUUGUGCUAAGAGUAACUCUGGGUGCACCACAACAAACUCUCUCACUCUCUCCCGCUCUCGUGGCCAGCUUCAGUCUUGUGUGCUGGGGGUUUCGAUUUCGGUUGCUGGUUUGGCUUUUCAGUCGCAAUCUACGUGUAACCAAAGAUAGACGAGGUGCCGGGUAUCACGAGUCCCCCUCGAGUGCGUUUUGCUUUUGGGUUCGCUUACGUUUCGGGAGAGUGUGAUAGAGAGAGAGAGCGCGGUGAGCGGGACGCGAAAGUGCGGAGCGUGGCUCGUAAUGUCUGCCAAAGCGUAACGAAAAUUUUCAAGACAACAAAAGCGAGCAGCAGCAGCACCAACAACAACAACAACGGGCAGCAUAUCAUUAAUGGCAUUUUCUGUUUCGUUUCGAGUUUGUGUGUGAAAAGUGCACAAAAGUAGCAAAUGAAUGGCAAACAAAUGAAAAUGUAAAAGAGUUGCGCUAACCAAAGAAAACUUGAAAUUUUGUGCGUCGCAUCGUCGUCGUCGUCGCAUCGAUCGCAUUGCAAGUUUUGUUCGUCAGAUGCUCACAUCCGCUUGCCAACAACAGUGAACAGCAGUUGCACAAUUCAAACACAACUGCUAGUAGUAAUAA
This is a messenger RNA of Drosophila albomicans, 1556 nucleotides long. RefSeq lists its product as uncharacterized. Lineage: Eukaryota; Metazoa; Arthropoda; Insecta; Diptera; Drosophilidae. The transcript is spliced from 3 exons. The coding region runs from base 86 to 787 and encodes 233 amino acids. The record is from RefSeq and is a predicted model, not a curated record.